AUGGCAUAUAAUACAAAGCUUGAAGACGACUAUACGCAGUGGGAAAGAAAUUGCACAGCUAAAUAUUGGCAACUAAAAAGAGCAUUAUCUUCUUUAAGAGAGUCACUUGAUGUUAUUUCUAAACAAAGUUUUGCUUUAGCAGAUUUGUCAAAAAUUUCAGUGUAUGAUGAUGAUUCAGUAUAUAAAAUGAUAACAGAUGAUCCAGUUUUGAAAGUUUCUCGAAGUAUCAAAAAUUCCGAUUCUUUCAUAUAUCUCCAACAGAUCUUGAAAGAGGAAGGAAUUUCUACUAUGAGUUAUGGUAAGGUAGCUUGUCCCGUGAUUACGGAUCCCCAGUUGAAGAAUAUGCUGGCACAAAAGUUUUCCAAACAACAUGCUCAGAACACAGCAGGUCUCUGCCAAGAUAUUAGACUUGAAUUUAUCGGUUCAUUCUUUUUAAAACUCUUUAUUUCAAUAUUACUGCUUAGAAAAUUCCCAAAUUCUACCAAUGAUGUACUGUUGUCUACAGAGCAAAAGAUUUUCACAAGUGAUAAUUUAUUGAGUUGGUACACAUCUGCAGGAUUUGAUAAGUCAGGAAGCCCAUUUCAUUCCAAUGAAGCAAAGAUUGCAUAUUUCAAGAAAUAUAUUGGUGGUCUGGUCUUGGAUAACAUAGCUUGUGGAUACUUGCAUGUCAUUGAUUGGCUAGGUGCUUUGCUGGAGAACGACUUAAAAAUAGUCGAACCAACUAUGUCAUAUGAAUCCUCGUUCGUGAAGCACAAAAGAAAAUUGAUAGACUACGUGAAAAGUAAGUUUCCUGAACAUACUAUUGCUUCCAUCGAGCGUGUAAAUGAUGAUGCUUUUGACAUAGAGGUCAAAGUUGGUGGCAUAACCCUAGCGAGAUGCAAAAAUAAUUCAAGAGAUCUAGCUGAAGAAAACGCUUCUAUGAAAGCUAUACAGGAAAUAGCGUACAGUAAUGAAUACGCUGAAUACAAAAAUAUACUGGAUCGAGUUCUGUUUUCUGAUAUAAAUGCAAUGUUAGAGUCAGCACCAAAAAAACGAAUCUCUGAGGCAGGUAAAAGCGACGCUCAAAAUUCUAGGAAGAAAGCAAAGCAGAUGAAAAAAGUGUCGCAAGCUGCCUCUUCCUUCGAAAGACGUAUUAGCAAAAUUGAUAUACGGCAAAAUUUAAACAAGAGGACCCUUAAUUGUGCUCUUGAUGAGGCUGACUAUGAUAGAGCCAGCGACAGUACCUAUGAUACUGAGAGCAAGAUUCUUAGCGACACUACAAGCAUCAACAAAUCCAACUUAGCUCAUAAAUUUGGAGGAAAUGAAGAUAAAAUCAAUAGUAUUAGCCAUGGUAGUCCUGAUAAGGCCAUCAGUAGCAAUUUGGUUGAAGACAACUAUGUCAAUAUCAAUGGAUCUAAGACAGACUAUGUCCAUGUAAAAAGAUUGAAUGAUAAUUAUGCUAACAAGCCUCACAAUAGUAACAUUUCAAGCGUCAGCUCGCCUGAUAAUAGUGCAGCUAAAUCAGGGAACGUCGGAAACUUGGCAAAAAUAAGCAUUCCUCCCAACACCCUUGCUGAAGGAAAAUACAAUGUGAAAGCUAUCGUUGGUAAUGUUAGUAGCAUAUCUGCAAAAGAAACUAUUAGUGCCCCUUCUGAAAAAGAUGUUAUAAACACUUCUUUGAGAAAAGGCAACUAUUUGAUCGCAGGAAGCCAUUCCGGUCACCUUGCUAGAACGGGAGGGGCCGAGAACAUAACUACAAUAGAAUCUGUAUACAAUACAGUUGCAGGAGUAAAUACGCCCAAUGUGGUUGAAGUACAGACUGAUACUAUUAUUACAGGAAACGACAUAAUCAAACAAACAGCGAAUAUUGGCAGUGCUCCCAGCCUGAAUACCGAAGGUAACGCUGAUAAGCACCCCAAUGCAACCAAACUAGUUUUUGACAAAUCCUCCAAACAAAAGUUACAUAGUUUGUUAGGUAAGUUAAAAGACCAUCCUCGAUAUGAAACUGCGCAUCAUACUAAGACACACUUUAUCUCAAGGUGCUUUACCGUGGGAGGGAACAUGUUGCUAGGAACGGGUGCCGGGAAAAGUAAACAAAUUGCAGAGCAAAAGGCUGCUUCAGAUGCAUUACAUAAGUUGUUGGCGAGAGACCCUCCUCAGCCAAAAAAAAAAAACAAUAUUUAUUUAAAUCGUGCCCCUCAUGAGGUCUAG
Kazachstania africana CBS 2517 is the source of this 2190-nucleotide messenger RNA. RefSeq lists its product as uncharacterized. The transcript has a single exon. Gene Ontology annotation, biological process: RNA processing. Gene Ontology annotation, molecular function: ribonuclease III activity. Bases 1 to 2190 code for a protein of 729 amino acids. The record is from RefSeq and is a predicted model, not a curated record. Lineage: Eukaryota; Fungi; Ascomycota; Saccharomycetes; Saccharomycetales; Saccharomycetaceae.